UCGCUUCUCAAAUCAAAUCCUAGCCUCUCUUCGAGCCACGCCGCCGCCCGUCCGUCGAGCCUCGAGGCCGUCCGUCCGUGUAGCCACUGCCCCCAAGUCUCCAACCCCUAUUCUCUUCUUCCGCGAGCUCGGCACAUCCGUCGUCUUCGUCUUCCCACCGUCGUCUGCAUCUUCUCGCCGGAAGAGAAACCCACUAGCAGAACUGCCCGAAGCCCCUUCUCCUCUCCUUCCCUCAGCAGAGCUACUACCCCCACUCAACCUCAACCAAAGAGAAACCCUAGUCUCCACCACCGCCGCAAGGAGUUCGCUACCACCGUAAGAAGAGGUGACACAAGCCGUAGCCACUAGCCAGCCUUUAUCGCCGCCGCCAUUCAGCUCACCACCGCCAUCCCACCGUCGUUCGGUUGGCCUUCACCGUCCAGUCUGUCGUAGCCUCCAACCACUCUGCUCUUUAGGAAGCUUUUUCGUGUCUCGUCGCAGCUCCAAUUCGGUGGUCGCCCGUCCUCCGUCCGUCUGCUGCUCGUGGUCGACGUUCUUGCUCCUUCUCCCUCAAUUACUGCUCUGAAAUCCUGAAUCUCUGUUUGUUCAUUAUUUUUUUAUGAGAAGAAAAAGCAACCUUGACAAGCCAUUGCAAGAAACACCUUGACAACCCUGAAUCCUCGUCACUCUCAGUCUCAGUCUCACUCUCUAAGGAGUUCACUGCUGCACUCACUCAUCACAACGCCAACACCAGCCUCCACCCCUCCACUCAGUCACUCCUUGCCGUCGCCUCCGGUCGUUCGGUAGUUCACCGCCUCUGUUCGCUCUUCAGCCUCUAUUCGCCCCUGCUUGCCACUUCUGUGGCACUUUACACACACAUAAUCAAAGUCCCUUGACGGUUGGCACCAAUCAUGGACGGAGAAGAGAAACCUCAUUCUCCUCCUCAACCUCUUCCCAACGAUGAUGAACAUUUUAGAAGAAACCGCAUCAUUGCUAACCUCAAAGACUCUCUCUUGUCUCAGCUCGUCAAAUCCAACCCCUCCCUCUCCCUCGAAACACGCCAUGUUUCCUCCCUCAUUCAGCAGCAUCUCAAGAAGAUGUUUCCUUCUUUCCACACCCCCACGCACCCUCCUUAUGCAUUGAUGAUACAUAGGGUAAUAUCGGAGCUAAAUGAGAAUAAAGGGUCCACUGAAGAAGAAAUUUCUAAUUUCAUUGUAAAGGAGUAUGAUGAUUUGCCAUGGGCACAUAAGAAGAUUUUGUGUAUUCAAUUUGAGAAGCUUUGCCAGGAUGAGAAGAUUGUGUGUAAUGAGGGUGGCAGAUAUGUUCUACAGGCUGAUGGUGAUGGAAUUGAUGGUGAUCGGAAGGGGAGACAGUAAUGUAAGAGUAAGAGGAAGAAGAGAGGAAAGAAGAGAAGUCAGCAUAGCAUGAAUGGAGGUGGAGAGCGAAAGCGGAAGAGAGUAAAAAUCUGUGAAGAGAUUGAGAAGAGUGAUAAGCCUAAAGAGGGAAGACAUGAGGCACAACAUCAGGUUUAUGAUUUAGGUGAUGUUAGGAUUGAUGAGCCAAUUAGUGUGGUGAAAUGGACAGAAGAGAAGGGGGAAGAAGCACUUGACCAGUCAGCUGAAAGGGUUGGAGAGCAGAAUAAAUCACAAGGGGCUGGAGUUGUAGAACAAUAUGUUGAAGUAGAGCCUCUAGCACA
Arachis ipaensis is the source of this 1675-nucleotide messenger RNA. RefSeq lists its product as uncharacterized. The record is from RefSeq and is a predicted model, not a curated record. NCBI's taxonomy places the organism in Eukaryota, Viridiplantae, Streptophyta, Magnoliopsida, Fabales, Fabaceae. Gene Ontology annotation, molecular function: DNA binding.